UUGGCCGCAAACGAUAUCGAUAAUUACCUAGGGUUCUCCUCCUCUGGAAACCCUAGGGAUCCACUAAAACCUUAAUGGAGGAGGAAGCGGCGAUCCUGGGGAGCAAUCUGGAAGAAUUCUCCGCCUCUGCCACCGUCGUCCCCUUCGAUCCACCGCUCCCUCUCCUGAGAAUCCCUGUGCCGGCCGGCCCCUCCGACGACCCGUCUGCCGGACCCUUCGUCCUCGUCUUUCGGGACGCUGGGAGCUGGCAUUCAGCUUUUCGAGCCACGGAGGCUAAAAUCAUCGAGCAAUGCGAGGCUGGAGCUCGUGUUGGAUGCUCGAUCAGUGCAUCAAACAAAUGCAAACCCCCAUGGUGGAAAACUCUAUUUGGAGUCUCGGCGGCAGAUUUUGCAGAGCGAGAGAAAUGCGAAGAGCGUGAGAUGGCUUCCUGUCUCGCUGCAUCUAAAGAAGCAUGCAUUCAGUUUGCAAAAGGGAAAUGUUUACCUCCCUUCCGAGAUGCAAGAAUUGCAACAAUUGAUCUCAAGGGAACCAUGCAGCUUGAUUUUGGUGCUCCUGAAACUGCCAAGAACACAUCAGAAGCCAGGUGUGCAGAGCCCAACUCAAUUUGUUUUCAUCAAGAGACUUCCUAUGAUCCGGGAAAAUUCAAUCCUGAAAUUACGAAUUAUAGAGGAAGCAUCCUAUUGGAGAAAUCAGCUUGCUGAAAAUAGUUGAACAACGAUGUAAUGUUUGUGUGGCUUUUCUAUAGGAAAAGGUGAACGGCCCGGGGCCAAUGGGCUUGGGGAAAUAGAAGCUGGGGACCCCCGUGAGGAUGAGAUAUGAAUAACAAAUCAUGGGGGAAAAUAGUUCAUGAUCGUAUGAGGGUUUACGUAUGGGAGGUGAUUUGUUUGCCAUCAACCCAUGUCAUAUAGAGCACAGUAUGUAUUGUACACUAUUGUAUAUGUGUUGGAAAUUGGAAUGAGGUAGUCGUUUUGAAAUAUAUGAGAGUUUAAUUACUCAACAUGGCCAUCAAAAACUUCACGGCUAAAGAUGUUGUGUUGAACAAGUUGAUUUGCUCUCUUAGUUAUCAAUGUAAUUAGUAAAUGCCAUCAAAGAUGUUUAGGUUUCGAAUAAUAUUGUGCAAGUGGAUCAAAAUUGGGGGAUGUUAAGAUAUCGUAUGAAUUUGAGUUGUAAUAGAUGUCUUCAAGGAUGUUUGGGCAUUUAAUAGGAUUUCCUGAACGGAUUCUAGUUCGAGAGAUGCAAGAACAUCAUGUGAAUUUACCGAGAUUGUAAAACUAUUAUUUUUAGGCAGGUCACUGA
This is a messenger RNA of Phoenix dactylifera (date palm), 1296 nucleotides long. RefSeq lists its product as uncharacterized. The record is from RefSeq and is a predicted model, not a curated record. NCBI's taxonomy places the organism in Eukaryota, Viridiplantae, Streptophyta, Magnoliopsida, Arecales, Arecaceae. Gene Ontology annotation, cellular component: plastid.